Molecule: messenger RNA, 597 nt
Organism: Gamsiella multidivaricata
Lineage: Eukaryota; Fungi; Mortierellomycota; Mortierellomycetes; Mortierellales; Mortierellaceae
Exons: 3
Coding region: 55-366 (103 amino acids)
Biological process (GO): mitochondrial respiratory chain complex I assembly
Source: RefSeq, a predicted model, not a curated record
AUCUAGAUUCAGUUACUACACUUUCCCCAUCCUCAUCAACUUCACUUUGACAUAAUGGCCUCCGGAUACGGUUACAGCGGCGGACGCAGCAGAUGCUACCCUUUCUGGCAAGAGUUCCACAAGUGCUACGCUCUUGCUGACAAGCCCGAGGAGUGCGUUCUCCAGCGCGAUGAUUAUCUUGAGUGCCUUCAUCACAGCAAAGAGAUCCUCCGCACAAAGACCGUUCAGGAUGAGGCGUACAAGCAGAAGGAGAAGCGCGCCAAGGAGGCCGCCGAGUCCAAGAAGAAGGCCGACUCUGCCUCGGCUAGUAAUGUGCCAAGGUUGAACGUUGUGGAGGAGAAAGCAAAGGCGUCGACAUCAGCAUAAAGAAAACCAGGGAUUGAACGGAUCGAUAAACUGGAAUUGAACGAUUUAGAGGCGGUCUCCUAUCGGCACACCGCACUGUACCUUACUACACGGAGGAAACAAACACAAACACACAAGGACAGAUUUGCAGGGGGUUGCUUGUUUUUUAUUUUUAUUUUUCGAUUGGAAUAAAAAUAUGACCUGCAUCUUCUGUUUAAUUGCACCUGGUCCUAUCAUUGACAAUGCAUGGCG